Molecule: messenger RNA, 2750 nt
Organism: Pongo pygmaeus (Bornean orangutan)
Lineage: Eukaryota; Metazoa; Chordata; Mammalia; Primates; Hominidae
Gene: ATP1B3
Product: ATPase Na+/K+ transporting subunit beta 3
Exons: 8
Coding region: 1456-2253 (265 amino acids)
Biological process (GO): intracellular potassium ion homeostasis; sodium ion export across plasma membrane; intracellular sodium ion homeostasis
Cellular component (GO): sodium:potassium-exchanging ATPase complex
Molecular function (GO): ATPase activator activity
Source: RefSeq, a predicted model, not a curated record
AAAACGGAGGCAGCGCUUUUUUCUAAAAAUAAAUAAAUAAAUAAAUAAACAACCAACAACAACAACCCCCCCCCCCCCGCACCUUCUGUGCAAAUUCCUACAGUCUUUUAUCCUGUCGCUGAGUCUGAGGGCCCCCUCGUACUCGUCAGCUCCAUCUCGCGGAGGAAAACGCUACCUGCACCCUCAGCUCCGCCCAAGGGCCGCGAUCUCUACAGGGGAGAUGAAAAGCCGGCGACACUACACAGGCGGGGACCCUCCAACGAGUGUUCCUUUCCUGUGGGUUAAGAGUAGGAGCGUCUCGGCAAAAGCUGGGAGCUUUCAGUUGCCAGGACCCUUGGGAAAGCACAUAUUUAGAUUUCAUUGAUAAAUUCAACUGAAUCCGGAGAAAAAUUAUACUCCAUUCACUGGCAUAUUUAGAACGGAAUUCCCAUUGACCCGAGGCUCCCAGUUGAACCCUUCAAGGGAGCCAAGCGAGGACGUUCUCGGAACAGCAGCGCACCAUGUACAUUGUGGGAGCCCCGCGCGAUCCCCCGCAGAGCGUCCUGUAGGAACGUCACAGAGCCCAGAGAGCGUCCUGUAGGAACGUCACAGAGCCCAGAGAGCGUCCUGUAGGAACGUCACAGAGCCCAGAGAGCGUCCUGUAGGAACGUCACAGAGCCCAGAGAGCGUCCUGUAGGAACGUCACAGAGCCCAGGGAACGCCUGGGGACGGUCGGGGAGACAGUUCGGGGAGGAGAUGAUUAAGUUCCCUCGGAGAGGACGCCGCGGGCCGACUGGAGUCGUUUUCGUGCUCUCCGCGCCCGCCCGCCCCGGGUAGCAUCUUCUCAGCGCCCCGGCGCCCAGGAAACCCAGUCCUCCUCCUAAGCAACCUGCGGCGCGGGGACGCCCGCCUUUUGCUAUUAUUAUAAACGUGCGUGCGACUAAACCUUCGGAUUUUAGACUUUCUUCUCGCUUCCUCUGACCUGGGCUGAGGGAGCCCCCGAGGCUACUGCGGGGCGGGGCCGGGGCUGGGGCGGGGUGGGGCGUCCUCGCCGCCUCAGGCAGCGCCCCGGCCGCGGGCGGGAGGCGGCAGCGGCGCGGGCCGAGCGGCGCGGGGAUUGGCCGCGGCGGGCGGAGACGUCAGGCUCCCGCGGCCCAAGCGGCCGCCCGGCGCGGCGCGGCGCAGUCGGCUCGAGUACUCCCCGUAACAAGGAGGUGUUCUCGGCCGUCCCACCCUCCACUGCCGUCUCCGGGCUGCGCCGCCGGAGCCGGGACGCGCCUCCGCAGCCCUCGCCGCCUCCAUCCCCGCGGCCGCAGUUCCUCUCGCCGUCCGCGCGCACACCAUGACGAAGAACGAGAAGAAGUCCCUCAACCAGAGCCUGGCCGAGUGGAAGCUCUUCAUCUACAACCCGACCACCGGAGAAUUCCUGGGGCGCACCGCCAAGAGCUGGGGAUCGCAGUAUGUGGUAGGGAAGUGAUGCUGUCUGAAGGUGACAUCCUGUUCUCCUCUCUUCUGUCCUCUCGAUCCUUAUUUUGGCCACCUGGUUUGAUCUUGCUCUUCUACCUAGUUUUUUAUGGGUUCCUGGCUGCACUCUUCUCAUUCACGAUGUGGGUUAUGCUUCAGACUCUCAACGAUGAGGUUCCAAAAUACCGUGACCAGAUUCCUAGCCCAGGACUUAUGGUUUUUCCAAAACCAGUGACUGCAUUGGAAUAUACAUUCAGUAGGUCUGAUCCAACUUCGUAUGCAGGGUACAUUGAAGACCUUAAGAAGUUUCUAAAACCAUAUACUUUAGAAGAACAGAAGAACCUCACAGUCUGUCCUGAUGGAGCACUUUUUGAACAGAAGGGUCCAGUUUAUGUUGCAUGUCAGUUUCCUGUUUCAUUACUUCAAGCAUGCAGUGGUAUGAAUGAUCCUGAUUUUGGCUAUUCUCAAGGAAACCCUUGUAUUCUUGUGAAAAUGAACAGAAUAAUUGGAUUAAAGCCUGAAGGAGUGCCAAGGAUAGAUUGUGUUUCGAAGAAUGAAGAUAUACCAAAUGUAGCAGUUUAUCCUCAUAAUGGAAUGAUAGACUUAAAAUAUUUCCCAUAUUAUGGGAAAAAACUGCAUGUUGGGUAUCUACAGCCAUUGGUUGCUGUUCAGGUCAGCUUUGCUCCUAACAAUACUGGGAAAGAAGUAACAAUUGAGUGCAAGAUUGAUGGAUCAGCCAACCUAAAAAGUCAGGAUGAUCGUGACAAGUUUUUGGGACGAGUUAUGUUCAAAAUCACAGCACGUGCAUAGUAUGAGUAGGAUAUCUCCACAGAGUAAAUGUUGUGUUGUCUGUCUUCAUUUUGUAACAGCUGGACCUUCCAUUCUAGAAUUAUGAGACCACCUUGGAGAAAGGUGUGUGGUACAUGACACUGGGUUACAUCAUAACGUGCUUCCAGAUCAUAGUGUUCAGUGUCCUCUGAAGUAACUGCCUGUUGCCUCUGCUGCCCUUUGAACCAGUGUACAGUCGCCAGAUAGGGACCGGUGAACACCUGAUUCCAAAUAUGUAGGAUGGGGGUCUUGUCCUCUUUUUAUGUGGUUUAAUUGCCAAGUGUCCAAAGCUUAAUAUGCCGUGCUAUGUAAAUAUUUUAUGGAUAUAACAACUGUCAUAUUUUGAUGUCAACAGAGUUUUAGGGAUAAAAUGGUACCCGGCCAACAUCAAGUGACUUUAUAGCUGCAAGAAAUGUGGUAUGUGGAGAAGUUCUGUAUGUGAGGAAAGAAAAAAAGAAAAUAAAAGUGUAUUUGAAAAA